Messenger RNA from Protomyces lactucae-debilis, 825 nucleotides. RefSeq lists its product as uncharacterized. Gene Ontology annotation, molecular function: 2-oxoglutarate-dependent dioxygenase activity. The transcript has a single exon. NCBI's taxonomy places the organism in Eukaryota, Fungi, Ascomycota, Taphrinomycetes, Taphrinales, Protomycetaceae. The coding region runs from base 1 to 825 and encodes 274 amino acids. The record is from RefSeq and is a predicted model, not a curated record.
AUGCCAAAUGAGCUUCUGAGUCAAAGAGCUUACAGCUCAGUAGCAAAUUGCUCGGCUUCGAUUUCGUUGAACAGCUUCAAGGACAACUACUUCAAAACAAAGCAACCUGUGAUUCUCAAGGGCUAUUUUUCGCAGCUUGCAGCAAUGAAUAAGUGGCCCGAGCAUGACUUUGCCGCUCUUCAUCGGUAUGGCGAUGUCCUUGUGCCUGUCGAGCUCAGUGCUGGUUCCGCUUCCUAUACAUCUACAGCUGAAACCUUUGAACAAGUAGAGUUGCCACUCGCUCAGUUCCUGACAUUUUUGUCGCAUGCUCGGAGUUCUGCUGAGCAAGGUAUCCCGCUGGGUGACGUCAAGGUUUAUUUGGCUCAACACGCUCUAUUUGACACGAUCCCCGAGCUGUAUGUCGACUGCACUCUGCCGUCAUUUACUGAAACAAACGGCAAGCGUGUACCAGCGUUGUGCAUGGCAGGCCGUGGAGAUCUUUACAACAUCAAUGUGUGGCUUGGCUAUGCAACACAUACGCCACUUCACCGUGAUCCAUAUUGCAACAUUUUUGCCCAGCUGUUUGGCUCAAAGCGUGCUAUUCUCUUCCCACCAGAGGCACGCGAGUACCUCAAGAUGCACCAGAAUCCGCUGCAUAGAAACACAAGUACCAUCAACGACGUUUUCAAUGUUGAAGCACAACGAAGCCUUCCGAUAAACGUACAGACUCAAGGUCUAGAAUGUUCGCUCGAAAGUGGAGAUGCGCUCUAUGUUCCUGAAGGUUGGCUCCACAGUUUCAAAGGCUCGCCUGGUAUGAGCGGUAGUGUCAAUUGGUGGUUCAGAUGA